Molecule: messenger RNA, 777 nt
Organism: Prunus dulcis (almond)
Lineage: Eukaryota; Viridiplantae; Streptophyta; Magnoliopsida; Rosales; Rosaceae
Exons: 5
Coding region: 101-520 (139 amino acids)
Source: RefSeq, a predicted model, not a curated record
CCAAUUUACUCUCGGGAGGGAGCUUAGAAGCAUCCCUUUCCCCAUUUCCACCGCUCCUCUAUUCACACGCAGGGACAGAGUCUGAGAGUGGCGAGAGAAGAUGAUACCGCAUCAAUGGGGGUCUCCGUGCGGUAACCAAUGCACCAACAAGUACGCAGCCCUUAUGCAGAUUCCAUGGCGAGUAUUUUGCAAAAAGGGCUGUGACGCUGAUGGAGAGACUUGGGAAGAAUGCUUGGAGGAGUGCAAUGAGAUAUGCUACAAGGAUCCUGUUUUAAAGGACCGGCAAUGGAGUGCUUGCAUCGACCGUUCUCCUGGAGUUGACAGGUACUCAGAGGAGUGCUUUCAUGCUUGUGUAUCUGGCUGUGGUUACAAGUUUGAUAUUCGUCCAGACAUAGCUGAUAAAGUUCGUCCAAACAGGCGACCUAAGCCUCCUCCCCCUGUUCAAGAGCCAGCCUCACCGCCUGCUGAAUCCAGAGCAGCCGGAGCAACGACUGAAGACAUACUUAGCACUUCAGCAUAGUGAGAGACAAACCUAACUAUACUAUAAAAUGCUUACCAACGAUUUAGUUAGUUAAUAGGUUGGAGGAUUAAUUUUUCUUUUUGCCAUUUUAUAUUGCUUUCAGAUUAACUAACAUCUGGGCAUCCAGAUUUUUUGACAGACAAGAAACACCAUGGAAAUGUGAACUGUAAACUGGAUCCCCUUUCUGUUUUAUUGGUGACAAUUGAAUUGAUAUUCGAUAUAUUCGCGAGUUCAAUGUUUGAGAAGAUACUUCAGAA